AUGAGGAAGAUAAUGGAUUUCACGGGUGAUAUCUUGACGAUCAUACUUACGAGGUUACCUCUCAAGAGCAUCGCCACUUCCAAAUUGGUCUGCAAGCAAUGGAAAACAAUCAUGGAAUCUCCGUUUUUCCGCGAGCUUUUUCUGUCUCAUCAUCAAAACUCGCAUCCUUCAUGGUCUCUCAUGCAGUCCAAAUCUUCACCACCUAAAGAAGUCGUUGCUCAUUACGGAUGCAAAAUAUGGGGACUUCCACGAUCGCUUGGCUCUUACGUCUCCUCUUUCAUAGCCGCGAGAUUCAACACAGAUAAACCUAGACAUGACAAAGUUAAAGUAUUGGCUUACACCGAAGUCGGAUUGAUUUUGAUCUUUGUGAAAUCGAACCCUAAGAAACGAACCUAUUACGUAGCUAAUCCGGUUUCACGACAAUGCAUCAAACUCCCUCCUCUCCCUGAAUCUCUUCUAUCGCUUACAAAAGAAGGGUCUUUCGAGAAAGCAGCGCUCGUCACGCGGAUGGAAAACGCCGUCGUUUCUGGUUACAAAGUUGUUCUUGUUCAGAGAACCUACUACAGCAACAACGAAUGUAUCCUUACUUUCAUCAUUUAUUCAUCAGAGACAGGCUUGUGGAGUACCAACAUUGUCCAAUAUCAUCUACCUUUAGUCUCACUGAGCUUUUUAGAUCCAGUUUGCUUGAACAGAAAUCUUCAUUGGCAUGGUCACAAUCUUGAGGAGCAAGAAGUUGUUGUGUCUAUCGAUUUCUACGAUUCUGAUCUUCAACACCAGGUUAUACCUUUCCCUGACUCAGAUAAAAAACCACAUUUCGGAAGAUCUUGCACAACUUCUCAAGGAGAUCUCAUGUAUAUGAACAUAAUCUCUCGAAAAAAAGAUGAAGGUGGCGUGGAGCAUAAGUUAUGUGUAUGGAAGCUAAAGACCCUUGGAUGGCAACUAGUAUCUGAAUCUUCUCGAGGUUUUCUGGAUUUUCCGGUGAUGAUGAACCCUUUUGAUGGUAAUACAGUGUAUCUGUGGAGCCCAAUGUGUGAAUCUUUGGCAUCUUUUAACUUACGCAAUAGGAAAACUAGGAUUCAUAAUGAGCCGGAGGAACGUAGCAGAGACGGUGAGACUAUGAGUUUUGUUGGAUGCGAUGGAGGAGAGAUGGACACAAUCGGAUUCCUCUCGGAAUCAUUUUUUUCAACGUUUGCUCUUCCGCGGUGGCUGUAUCGAAUCCCUCUCCCGCCACCUUCUUCCGCGGUGGCUGUUUCUGAUCCUUCGCCCCUCAAGCCGACAACAGUUGAUAGACUUUCCUAG
Messenger RNA from Microthlaspi erraticum, 1299 nucleotides. The record is from the annotation of a GenBank genome assembly. Lineage: Eukaryota; Viridiplantae; Streptophyta; Magnoliopsida; Brassicales; Brassicaceae.